Saccostrea echinata is the source of this 1305-nucleotide messenger RNA. RefSeq lists its product as uncharacterized. The record is from RefSeq and is a predicted model, not a curated record. NCBI's taxonomy places the organism in Eukaryota, Metazoa, Mollusca, Bivalvia, Ostreida, Ostreidae. The transcript has 8 exons. The coding region runs from base 37 to 1290 and encodes 417 amino acids.
UGUUUAAUGAUCCUCAAACACAAUUGAACAGCCAAGAUGGAGUUUAUUUUGCAUGUUUUGGUGACUUUGACUGUCAUCAGUGGUGGAAUUUCUUCAUUUCUAGAUGAAAAUAAACUUGAAGAACUAAAUUGGUAUAUGACUAAAAAGAUAUCGGAUAUUAUCAUUGAGGAAGUCGGCAUUAUAUCAGAAAAUAUGACUGCAGAUCAACGGGAAUGUGAAAAUAAAAUUUCUCUGGUGUCAGACACUUGUUUUGAAUGCAGUAGGUUGAUUGUUCAACAAGAAGAAAGAAAUGCAGAACUUUUGCAGCAGGUCUUAGAGAAUGUUCAACCGCAAAAAACAAAACCAAAAAAUGGCGACUGGAUAAAAAUAAGAGACAAAAUAGUGAGAGGUUUGAAGAAAGCUCUGAAGAAAACCAAGGAAUUUUUUGAGAGAAAACUGGUACCGAGAAUUGAGCUGCCAGACAUCCCAAAGAUAAAGUUACCAAAAAUUCAUGAAAUCUCAAAGAUUAAGUUACCUGCAAUCGAAAUACCAUCGGUUCAUAUUCCAGAUAUUAAAAUUCCAGAUAUCAAUAUCAAAACACCUAAAAUCGAAAUUCCCAAAAUUCCACAGGUUAAGUUGCCAAAAGUUGAAAUACCACCAAUCACUUUACCAGCUAUUAAUAUCCAAGAAAUUAAUUUGAAAACACCUCAAAUUGAGAUUCCCAAAAUCACUAUUCCAGAAAUAACACUACCAAAAGUGGAAAUUCCUAAUAUUGAAAUACCAAAUAUUAGACUUCCUACUGUAGAUCUCUCAAAAUUUCGAAUACCUAAAAUAACAAUUCCAAAAAUUGAUUUUGGAAGUUUUCAAAUCCCUAAAUUCACAUUACCUAGUAUAAAAUUGCCAAAAAUAGCCUUUCCAAAAAUUGACCUCGGUAGAAUUUUUAGAGGGAAACGAUCGAUUACUGACUGCAAAGAAUGUGAACAAUUUAGAAAAGACAGUGAAGAAAACAUUGUGAGAAAAGUAUGUGGUGCUCAAUAUAUGAAAGAAACAGAAACAAGACAAUGGACGCUGGAUAAAUUGAGACAGCUGUAUUCUGGUCUAGAGAAGAAUUUCUUAUAUAAUGUCACUUACGAUGAACAUUCUUUGGAUUCCACCAAUUUGGCUGUGAAACUGAUCAGCAUUGAAUACAAGUUACCGAAUACAACAGAUAUCAACACCUACAACGCCACGGGUGAUGUGUUGUAUCUUAACAAUAUGCCACGGUCGGUUGAAAUUCUGGCAUCACAAUUGUACCAGGACUUUGUUAAUUAAAAAAGUGUUUAUAUA